This is a messenger RNA of Seminavis robusta, 357 nucleotides long. The record is from the annotation of a GenBank genome assembly. NCBI's taxonomy places the organism in Eukaryota, Bacillariophyta, Bacillariophyceae, Naviculales, Naviculaceae.
AUGAAUCUUGCUUUUGGUUGGUUCUGUUUGUUGGACCUCAGGAACGUUGCUCUUUGGCUGCCGCGCUGCCGCGCUGCCGCGUCCCAACAACUGUUAGAGAUGGAUGGCAUGCUUGCCCCUCAAGCCAAGACUCUCUUACAACGCCUUGCUUCUGCUACUGCCUCCAAAACUCAAUUUUCCUACUCUCAAAUGAUGUUCUUCAUGCAGACCCGUAUCUCAAUUGCCCUUGUGAAAGCUACCCAUUUAUGUCUCCGUGGAUCCCGCAAAGCCAAACCCUUUGCCCCCCGUAAUGGUCCUCAAUUUCUUGCGCCUGAUCCCACAGAACCUAGUCCUGAAUUUCGACUGUUCUUUGCUUAA